AUGCCUUCCGGAGAAGUUCCCAAGAGUCAAUUUGACUCGAUACCAGACGCAAUUGCUGCUUUCCGCAAUGGCGAAUUCGUAGUCGUCCUCGACGACCCGUCACGCGAAAACGAAGGCGAUCUGAUCAUUGCCGCCCAGAACAUCACAACCGAGCAGAUGGCCUUCAUGGUGCGGUACUCGUCCGGCCUCAUUUGCGCUCCCAUCCCCGCUUCCUUGACCGAGUCGCUCGAGCUGCCGCAGAUGGUGCAACACUCGCAAGACCCCAAAGGCACCGCCUACACAUUGAGCAUUGACAGCGCAGACCCAAGCAUCACCACUGGUAUUAGCGCCUACGAUCGCGCUCUAACCUGCCGGACGCUGGCAAGGCCCGACGUGAAGCCGGAGCACUUUAGACGACCCGGCCACGUCUUCCCACUGCGUUCCAAGCAGGGCGGCGUCAGAGAGAGACCCGGACAUACCGAGGCUGGUGUUGACUUUUGCCGGCUGGCGGGACUUCCCGAGGCCGCAGUCAUUAGCGAGCUGGUCGAGGAUGGACAAGAAAUUGAGGGUCAAGCCGUGCGCAGCGAGCCCGGCAUGAUGAGGACAGAGGGCUGUGUCCGGUUCGCGCGGAAAUGGGGUCUGAAGGUCUGCACGAUUGAGGACCUGGUCGCCCAUCUUGAAAAGACCGAGGGCAAGCUGGGACUGAAUGGAUCGUCUUGA
Molecule: messenger RNA, 699 nt
Organism: Pestalotiopsis fici W106-1
Lineage: Eukaryota; Fungi; Ascomycota; Sordariomycetes; Amphisphaeriales; Sporocadaceae
Product: 3,4-dihydroxy-2-butanone 4-phosphate synthase
Exons: 2
Coding region: 1-699 (232 amino acids)
Biological process (GO): aerobic respiration; riboflavin biosynthetic process
Cellular component (GO): mitochondrial intermembrane space; cytosol
Molecular function (GO): 3,4-dihydroxy-2-butanone-4-phosphate synthase activity
Source: RefSeq, a predicted model, not a curated record